GGUUACAGCAGCAGUUCCAGCAGCAGCGGCGGCGGCAGCCAGAACAGGAGCAGCGAUAGCUCCGAUUUCCGAAACAGGAGCCGGGGCAGCGGCGGCAGCUCAGUGCAGGGCACCUGUGCGGAGCAGGAGUAGCAGGACCAGGGGGUGGGGUCGGUGUCAGCCACUCUGAGCUAGAGAAGGACGAGGCAUCUCCCAGAUUCCACUGCUGGGAAUAAUCUCCAGGGGAGGUGGCGCCGAACUGGGAAUACUGGUGGGGGUGAACAUGUGCAGGAACAGCUAGAGGCCUCGGGGCAGGAAAACAUUUGGUUCACGUGUAGACAGGCAAGGAAAGCUGUCUAGGACCAUGGCAGCCUCCCGUCUGGACUUUGGGGAGGUGGAAACUUUCCUGGACAGGCACCCAGAGUUGUUUGAAGAUUACUUGAUGCGGAAGGGGAAGCAGGAGAUGGUUGAAAAGUGGCUGCAGAGGCACAGUCAGGGUCGGGGGGCUUUAGGUCCAAGGCCCUCUUUGGCUGGUACCAGCAGCUUGGCUCACAGCACCUGCAGAGGUGGCAGCAGCGUUGGUGAUGGCACUGGACCAAAUGGCUCUCCCCACAGCCAGCCCCUUCCCGGUGGCGGGGACUGUGGUGGGGUUCCCUUGAGUCCCAGCUGGGCCAGUGGCAGCAGGGGCGAUGGGAACCUGCAGCGGAGAGCUUCUCAGAAAGAGCUAAGGAAGAGUUUUGCCCGCUCCAAGGCCAUCCACGUGAACAGGACCUACGAUGAACAGGUGACCUCCCGGGCUCAGGAACCCCUGAGUAGUGUACGACGGAGGGCACUUCUCCGGAAGGCAAGCUCCCUGCCCCCCACCACAGCCCAUAUUCUCAGUGCGCUGCUGGAAUCGAGAGUGAAUCUGCCUCAGUAUCCCCCUACAGCCAUCGACUACAAGUGCCACCUGAAAAAGCAUAAUGAGCGUCAGUUCUUUCUGGAAUUGGUCAAAGAUAUCUCCAAUGACCUUGACCUCACCAGCCUGAGCUACAAGAUUCUCAUCUUUGUCUGCCUUAUGGUGGACGCUGACCGCUGCUCUCUUUUCCUGGUGGAAGGGGCAGCUGCUGGCAAGAAGAGCUUGGUCUCCAAAUUCUUUGAUGUGCAUGCAGGAACCCCUCUGCUGCCUUGCAGCAGCACAGAGAACUCAAAUGAGGUGCAGGUCCCCUGGGGCAAAGGUAUCAUUGGCUAUGUUGGGGAGCAUGGAGAAACGGUCAACAUCCCUGAUGCCUACCAGGAUCGACGAUUCAAUGAUGAAAUCGACAAGCUAACUGGAUACAAGACAAAAUCAUUAUUGUGCAUGCCUAUCCGAAGCAGUGAUGGUGAGAUUAUUGGUGUGGCCCAAGCGAUAAAUAAGACUCCUGAAGGAGCUCCAUUUACUGAAGAUGAUGAAAAAGUUAUGCAGAUGUAUCUUCCAUUUUGUGGAAUCGCCAUAUCUAACGCUCAGCUCUUUGCUGCCUCAAGGAAAGAAUAUGAAAGAAGCAGAGCUUUGCUAGAGGUGGUUAAUGACCUCUUUGAAGAACAGACUGACCUGGAGAAAAUUGUCAAGAAAAUAAUGCAUCGGGCCCAAACUCUGCUGAAAUGUGAACGCUGUUCUGUUUUACUCCUAGAGGACAUCGAAUCACCAGUGGUGAAAUUUACCAAAUCCUUUGAAUUGAUGUCCCCAAAGUGCAGUGCUGAUGCUGAGAACAGUUUCAAAGAAAGCAUGGAGAAAUCAUCAUACUCCGACUGGCUAAUAAAUAACAGCAUUGCUGAGCUGGUUGCUUCAACAGGCCUUCCAGUGAACAUCAGUGAUGCCUACCAGGAUCCGCGCUUUGAUGCAGAGGCAGACCAGAUAUCUGGUUUUCACAUAAGAUCUGUUCUCUGUGUCCCUAUUUGGAAUAACAACCACCAAAUAAUUGGAGUGGCUCAAGUGUUAAACAGACUUGAUGGGAAACCUUUUGAUGAUGCGGAUCAACGACUUUUUGAGGCUUUUGUCAUCUUUUGUGGACUUGGCAUCAACAACACAAUUAUGUAUGAUCAAGUGAAGAAGUCCUGGGCCAAGCAGUCUGUGGCUCUUGAUGUGCUAUCAUACCAUGCAACAUGUUCAAAAGCUGAAGUUGACAAGUUUAAGGCAGCCAACAUCCCUCUGGUGUCAGAACUUGCCAUCGAUGACAUUCAUUUUGAUGACUUUUCUCUCGACGUUGAUGUCAUGAUCACAGCUGCUCUCCGGAUGUUCAUGGAGCUGGGGAUGGUACAGAAAUUUAAAAUUGACUACGAGACACUGUGUAGGUGGCUUUUGACAGUGAGGAAAAACUAUCGGAUGGUUCUGUACCACAACUGGAGACAUGCCUUCAACGUGUGUCAGCUGAUGUUCGCGAUGUUAACCACUGCUGGGUUUCAAGAGAUUCUGACGGAGGUGGAAAUUUUAGCGGUGAUUGUGGGAUGCCUGUGCCAUGACCUCGACCACAGGGGAACCAACAAUGCCUUCCAAGCUAAGAGUGGCUCCGCCCUGGCCCAACUCUAUGGAACCUCUGCUACCUUGGAGCAUCACCAUUUCAACCACGCUGUGAUGAUCCUUCAAAGUGAGGGUCACAAUAUCUUUGCUAACCUGUCCUCCAAGGAAUAUAGUGACCUUAUGCAGCUUUUGAAGCAGUCAAUAUUGGCAACAGACCUCACGCUGUACUUUGAGAGGAGAACUGAAUUCUUUGAACUUGUCAGUAAAGGAGAAUAUGAUUGGAACAUCAAAAACCAUCGUGAUAUAUUUCGAUCAAUGUUAAUGACAGCCUGUGACCUUGGAGCCGUGACCAAACCGUGGGAGAUCUCGAGACAGGUGGCAGAACUUGUAACCAGUGAGUUCUUCGAACAAGGAGAUCGGGAGAGAUUAGAGCUCAAACUCACUCCUUCAGCAAUUUUUGAUCGGAAUCGGAAGGAUGAACUGCCUCGGUUGCAACUGGAGUGGAUUGAUAGCAUCUGCAUGCCUUUGUAUCAGGCACUGGUGAAGGUCAACAUGAAACUGAAGCCGAUGCUAGAUUCAGUAGCUACAAACAGAAGUAAGUGGGAAGAGCUGCACCAAAAACGACUGCUGGCCUCAACUGCCUCAUCCUCCCCUGCCAGUGUUAUAGUAGCCAAGGAAGACAGGAACUAAACCUCCAGGUCAGCUGCAGCUGCAAAAUGAUUGCAGCCUGAAGGGCCAGUUUCAGUCCAGCCAUGUCAUCCUUUUGUUCUUUUAGCUCAGAAAGACCUAACAUCUCAAGGAUGCACUGGGAAGCAUGCCUGGGCUUUCACCUUGAAGCAUGGUCAGCAGCAGAGAGAGCAACGGGAAGGACAAAGAAAGAGGUGGGGCAGGGAGCACACCCCAGGACCCUCACUAUUCCCUAAUGAACACGCAUGGGCUGAAAUGAAGGCUCUGGGUAGGGGACUGUUUUGGAUCCAAGGACCUGUGGACAGUCGGCCUACUCACUCUGAGCUGAGGGAACACUGAACAGUAAAAGCGUCAUUAGCGCUGCUUCAUUUUGUAUAGGGCUUUUCUGUUUGUUACAAGCCAAACACUGCCUGUCUUUGCUUCCUGUCCCUGAAUGCCUUUUUGUGUCAGACUGUCCCAAGAAUCCUAAUUUGCAUUCCAUAGAGGUAUUUUAUUUUUAAUCCUAGAGCUUCUUAUUGAUGGAUCCUUUAGAAUUGCCUACCUAAAAGGUAAAUUAUACUAUCCUUAUAAAUACUGAUCAAUCCCAGUUCUCCCCCUAAAAAGGAAUACAUAGUAGGAGUAUAGCAAAUGUGUUUGAUGGGUAAUUCUAGACUGGGACUAUGGUACCCUUUUCCAGAGUUUUCAAAUUCAACCUUCAUUACAGACAAAGUUUUCUCUCAGAAGGAAUGGAUUGAUAGAUUUUGAUUAAAGUAAGGGUGGAAGGAAAUCUGUAGCUGGAUUUACCACAAGUGACAUCUAGAAACUAUAGUUCACAGGACAGAGCAGAGCCAUGGAGACUAAGCAUUGACUACCUUGAGUUCUCCUAGUGAGGAGUUCUGGUAUAAAAUGUAAGAUUACUACCAGUAACCAACUUAAAGCAAACUAUAGGGGUCCCUAAUUUUGGAUUUUUUCUUAAGUGUAAGAAAUAAUGCUUCAAAUGUUAAGAAAUAACAGUCUGGGCAAAGAACGCAUAUUCUAUAGGAAGCCAGGUUUCCAAUAGGUAAGAGUAAACUGUAUUAAGUAGAUGUAAUGACUAGAAAGCUGCUUUGCUCCCUAUAUUGAGAAAUUGUGGACAUGGUAUGUCUUAUCCAAAGAACGUUGGGCUAGAAGAUAGAUUUCUAUCCCUAGCUUUGGCAUUAUUGACUGGAUUGACUUAAACAAGUCACUUAACUUCUCUAAGCUUGUUUCCUUAUUUGUCAAAUUAGAUUAGACUAGAAAAUGAUUCUUGAACAUGUUUUAACCUUACAACUCUUUGUUCAAAUAAAUCUUUCAAUGAAUCCCCAACAUAUAAAACGUCAAAAAGCUGAAUUCCUAUGUGAAUUAUAAGCAGGGUUUGGACAUCCAGAGCACCUACAAACCUUCAUCUCUUUGAUUACAUACAUGGGGGCCCACAGGGACUCUGAAGAGUUUGAAAAUCCCUGGCCUAGAUUAAACCUGAGGGCCAUUCCAGCUCUUAAAAAAAUCUAAAAUUUACAAACCAUUUUUCUUGUUUUUUUUUUUGUUUCUUUGUUUUUUGAGAUGGAGUUUUCACUCUCGUUGCCCAGGCUGGAGUGCAAUGGCGCGAUCUCGGCUCACUGCAACCUCCGCUUCCUGGGUUCAAGGAAUUCUCCAGCCUCAACCUCCUGAGUAGCUGGGAUUACAGGUGCCCGCCACCACGCCUGGCUAAUUUUUGUACUUUUAGUAGAGACAGGGUUUCACCAUGUUUGCCAGGCUGGUCUCAAACUCCUGACCUCAGGUGAACCACCCAUCUCUGCCUCCCAAAGUGCUGGGAUUACAGGUGUGAGCCACCAUACCUGGCCCUUGUUAUUGUUAUUAAUCAUUAUCAAUCAUUAACUUUACAAAUAUUAAAGAAAUAGGGGCAAUGUUCUACAUGUGACAUUGUUUUCCUGGCACACAGUAGACAAUUCAGGAAAUGUUUGAAGAAGGAAUGGGUAAAAUUAAGAUACCAAAAUGGAAGUGAGGGGAGAGCAGGUAAUUGUAGAGAAAAAGACUCUUUAUGGCAAGAAACAAAGUAAAAGAAAUGUAUAGGCCGGGCGCGGUGGCUCACGCCUGCAAUCCCAGCAAUUUGGAAGGCCGAGGCGGGCGGAUCACGAGGUCCGGAGAUCGAGACUGUCCUGGCUAACACGGUGAAACCCCGUCUCUACUAAAAAAUACAAAAAUAAAUUAGCUGGGCAUGGUGGCUGGCGCCUGUAGUCCCAGCUAUUCUGGAGGCUGAAGCAAGAGAAUGGCGGGAACCCGGGAGGCGGAGCUUGCAGUGAGCCGAGAUCGCGCCACUGCACUCUAGCCUGGGCGACCAGCGAGACUCCGUCUCAAAAAAAAAAAAAAAAAAAAAAAAGUAUAAACCAGACUAAGAGGGGAAAAAAAGCAAGAAGAAAAAGAAACGUAAGAACACCAAUAAAGGAAAGACAGGGACCGAGACAGGUGGUUAAGGUAAAUGGAAAAAAAAAAAAAAAAAAAAAAGGUGAAAGUCAAUCCAAACAAAGAAAAAUGGCACUUCCAACCAAAAAAAAUGAAGGUGUAGAACCCUGUUAUCAAUUGCUCAGAAAAGAGAGACACUUGAGCAGGGAGGGGUUUGAGAAAGGGGAGAAGGAAGGAGUGAGAGCCCUAAAAAAUAAUGUUCCUAGCUACUCUUUACAGCUAUCUCUGCAGGGAAGACUGGAGAAAGUAGAGGGGGAAAUGAGUGCAGGAAAAAACUGCCUCUGCAGAGCAGGUAAGAGGAGAUUGUUCAGAUUUAUGGAUUUUAUUAAGCCAGUUUUCUAUAUCACUCUGCUAUAAAGGAAAAUAGCUUCUGCAGGGCUGUCUCUCCUCCUUCAGGUGAGGAACAAAGGGUGGGUGGAGUCAGGGACAGAGUCUGGUCUGCGAGAUCAUGAUGUGUCUGCAGCUCCGAAGCACUGCAGGUGUUUCUGGGUAAUGUGCCACAUCAUGUUUAUAUCACGAACGGGAAUUGAAAAUCAGUCUGUGUGAGGCAGAGAUGAGCCCACAUCUGUUAUCUUCCCCAACAGUAAAUAAAUAAAUAGCCCAGACAAACGGAUGCCAGUCCGUCUACAGCAACAUUUUAAAGCAUGUGCUUUAUGACAAAACUGGACCCAGGGUCUGACAGAGACUGCAGGCUGCUGUGAGCACUGUAGCUAUCCUGAACGUUGAUGCUACAUAUUGCUAAGGGGAACAUAAUUUAUAGCACAAACCCUACAGCUUCCACUAAGGUUGAGUUUUCCUCUCAUUUUCUUGCCUUUUUAUUGGCUUCACUGCAUGGUUGCCAAUAGCAACAUCCACUGGUAGCAAGGGGAGUUCAACACCAUUGCAAUCUGCCAUACAGUGGAGCCCUGACAAUGUCAACCAUCAAUCUAGUAGCUGUUUGUAAUUGCCUCCAUCUAUUUAUCCUGUCUUGAGGUAUCUUUCCUAUUGUGGGUCAAGAUUCAGAAACUGCUGACUAAUGCCAUGGGUCUGUGUCUCCAUGACUAUGAAGCAGUGGAAAGGAAGGUAGCAGCUUCCUGGUGCCAACAACCCCAGAGGUUAGAGGUUGAACUCUUGUGGGUUUCAGGCGUUUUUAAUCCAUUUUCUAAGUAACUUAUAAUUUUGCAAGAAUGUGAGGCAUAUGCAGUUAUCCAUAUAAUCUGCUUUUCCAAAAAAGAGAAAGAAAGUUUCCCAGUCCUUAUUAUUAAUGUUUAUUUCCUAUUGGAGAAAGACAUUUGAAAUAUGAGCCUUCUUGUAAAAACUCAAACUGACCAGAUUAUGUUUGCUUCCUCAGGUCUCUUGGCAUUAAUUGUUGAAAUAACUUCAUCCUACUUUUUCGAUGAGAUGUAUUUUUUUCAGACAUAUUUAUUCUUACUAGUCAGUAUGUAGCUAAUAUGUGCACAAUCUACAAUGUAGUGGCAAUCCUGGUGGGUAGGGACAGCUUCGCAUACUGCAAAGGGUGCCAUUCAGUGCAUAGCAGACUGGAACUCCCUCCUAGCUUGGCCACCAGCUGAACCUGUAAUCUUAGGACUCUCCAAAUCUUAGAUUCUCCAUCUAUUACAUAAAAGCACUGACUUUUAUUCAGUCCCCAUACCAAAGGACCAAGAUGUGUUUAGCUUUAAAGAUAUUUUCCAGAUAAUUUUCUUUUUUAUUCUUCUCAAAUAAAAUAGCAACAAACCUAAAGCAGUCAUCUUCUUAAUAAAGACAUAAUAAAAAGUUACAUAUAUGGGGUAGAUGUAAACACAAUCAUACUACAGAUGUAUCUUGAGCCUGUCUCUAAUUAUGAUGAAAGAUGUAGUCAUCAAUACAAUUUAAAAAAAGAUAUGUCCUUCUUUUUUUGAGACAGGGUCUUGCUCUGUCACCCAGGCUGGAGGGCAGUGGCACAAUCACAGCCACUGCGGCCUUGACCUCUCCAACUUAAGUGAUCCUUCCUGCCUCAGCCUCAUGAGUAGCUGGGACCACAGGUGUGCACCACCACACCCAGCUAAAUUUUGUAUUGUUUGUAAAGAUGAGGCCUCACUAUGCUGACCACGCUGGUCUCGAACUCCUGGGCUCAAGCGAUCCUCCUGCCUUGGCCUCCCAAAGUGUUAGGGUUAGAGAUAUGAGCCACCACACCCAGCUUAUAUGUCCUUUUAUUUCAUAAAAAACAAUUUUAGAUUAUCUGAUAUCAUACAUAUCCCAUAAAUGGUAGUCAUUAAUUUAGAAGUGAAUUUAUAAAGUAAGUCAAGAGAAGUUAAAAUUGCACAUGCAUUUUGUUUCUAAAAUCUGAGAUGUCUAUGCAUUUCCAGGUAUUGUAUACUUGCAAAUACAUUGGGUUAGAAAUCAUCUUUAACAUUUUGUGUUAAUGUAAUAACAAUAUUAUCUAAUAUUAAUGCUACCAGAAUCCAGCUGCUUUUUCUGUGUAUCAAAAUUUGUCAUACUUUUUCCACUUACACUAGGUGAUUAAACAGAAUCUGCCCAAUUUAUUCUGCAGUAAAAUUAUUUUAAAAUCUAUUUUUCCUGCUGACUCUUAGAAAUUGCAGAAAGACAAAAACCAAUUUCAUCUCCAGUAAUAGUGUGAAACAAUUUCUUUCCAGUGGGACAGAAACCUAGACAUACUGGGGAAAGAUUUAAAUAUAAAGAAAAAUGCUUUGGCUGAAAAAAAAAAACAACACCACCAAAACACAAAAAGGAUUCAUUAAAGCAACAGAACAAAACCUAAUUUGGGACCCUAAAAACUCUGGCAAUGCCACUGUAAUGAAGUUUCAUUAUCUGCUUCAGAGUAACAGUCUCUGAAAUUGUUAUUCUGCUACAUGCUGUAAAGGACUCCCAAAACUCAAAUGUAUCAGGAAAUGUAAAGGUUAAGUCUGACUACAAGAAGGCCAAAAUUGCACCAGCUUCCUAAGUGACGAAUAAUAGAAUAAAACAUAUAGAGGGCAGAAAUAAAGUGAGGUGUAUCUGGAAAAUUUCAUGGUGAGCAUUUAGAUUUAGCAAUGCCCAAUGUCAUGCUGACACUGUUUGUCAUGACCUUGUCUUCAGCUAGUAAUUUGGGGUUGUACUUUUUUAAAUUUAAUUUUGAAUGUUCUUGCAUGUUUGGUACAUCUCUCCGCACUGCUAAAGAUAAAUUGUUUAUCUGUAUAACAUAACUACACCAAUGUCAUUUAUUGUAUACGCUAGUACACAAAUGUGUUUUUUUAUUAAGUAAAUGAUUUGCUGUGAAAAAUGUAUUAUUUGUGCCACCAUUUAUAUCUGUGUUCAUUUUCUGUGUGUAUAUGCGUGUGUAUUUGAAUCUCAAUUUUUCUUUUACUCUAGUUUAGAUUAAGACAUAUUUAGAUGAAAUUUUAAAAAUAGCAUUAGAAAUAGGAGGCUAAGUUUUGUUGAGUCUCAUUCCCUUGGGGGGAAAUUGCUUUUGCCAUUUUCUUCAUGUACAAUAACCUAAAAAGGAUCUCCUACUGACUUCCUUCCUAAUUAUUAUUGUUUUACGUGAAAGAAAGGAAAUAUGUUUUCAAUUGAGUUGUUUGAAAUCAUUCCCUUUGUGUAGAUUUCCCAGACUGAUGUUUCAUUGUAAGAAUAUUACAUUAUAGACCGCUUGGCCAUUUCACAAGCAACUAAUCCAUAGUUUUGGAAGCCCGCUUUAAGAGACCUGAAUAUCUUUGUUUUUAAUAAAAUACUUAGAGUUUAACUAAA
Messenger RNA from Pongo pygmaeus (Bornean orangutan), 9301 nucleotides. It is a transcript of the gene PDE11A, whose product is annotated as phosphodiesterase 11A. The coding region runs from base 344 to 3145 and encodes 933 amino acids. The record is from RefSeq and is a predicted model, not a curated record. Lineage: Eukaryota; Metazoa; Chordata; Mammalia; Primates; Hominidae. Gene Ontology annotation, biological process: signal transduction. Gene Ontology annotation, molecular function: 3',5'-cyclic-nucleotide phosphodiesterase activity; protein binding. The transcript is spliced from 20 exons.